Mixia osmundae IAM 14324 is the source of this 600-nucleotide messenger RNA. RefSeq lists its product as uncharacterized. Gene Ontology annotation, molecular function: SNAP receptor activity. Gene Ontology annotation, cellular component: membrane; Golgi apparatus. The transcript has 4 exons. The coding region runs from base 1 to 600 and encodes 199 amino acids. The record is from RefSeq and is a predicted model, not a curated record. Gene Ontology annotation, biological process: endoplasmic reticulum to Golgi vesicle-mediated transport. Lineage: Eukaryota; Fungi; Basidiomycota; Mixiomycetes; Mixiales; Mixiaceae.
AUGAAGAUCACGUCGAUACAAGUGCUCAGCCGAGCGCCGGGAUCGAGCAACUCGAGUCCGCUAGCAGAAGCGCACGAUGUUGCAAGCUUCUCGUUCUAUCAGCGUGGCGCUGUGACCGAGUUUCUCAGCUUCUUGGCCAAGACGGUCUCGGAUCGCACGCAGCCAGGACAACGACAGUCGAUCCAGGAACAGAACUACAUCGCCCAUGUGUACGCGAGGGAUGUAGGCUCAGGUCCGACAAAGCAUACCCUCGUGGGCGUCGUCGUCUCGGAUGCAGAGUACCCCGUCCGGGUGGCCUUCUCGCUGCUCAACAAGAUCCUCGACGAGUUCCCCCAGGACAAGCGGACGGGCCCUGUAGCGUUCCCACAACUGGCGACCUACCUGCAGAAAUACCAAGACCCGAAACAAGCCGAUACGAUCAUGAAAGUACAGCAAGAGCUCGAUGAGACAAAGAUCGUACUCCACAAGACGAUCGAAUCAGUCUUGGAGCGAGGGGAGAAGCUAGAUUCUCUCGUCGACCGUUCAAACGCGCUAUCUGCUUCUUCCAAGAUGUUCUACAAGAGCGCAAAGAAGCAAAACUCGUGUUGUGUCAUCUGCUAG